This is a messenger RNA of Myzus persicae (green peach aphid), 418 nucleotides long. RefSeq lists its product as uncharacterized. The coding region runs from base 20 to 418 and encodes 132 amino acids. Lineage: Eukaryota; Metazoa; Arthropoda; Insecta; Hemiptera; Aphididae. The record is from RefSeq and is a predicted model, not a curated record. The transcript has 2 exons.
CUAAUAAAUAAAAUAAAAUAUGGCACCAAAAAUAGGAUCGCCUUGGUCCAACCAAUCAAUAUCUACACUAAUUGAAAUGUAUAGCCAAAGUAAUUGUUUAUAUGAUACUAAACUUCCAGUAUACCACAAUAAGCAUAUUCGGCAAAAAGCCUUGGAGGAUAUUGCGUUAACACUACAACCAUACAGGCCUAACACAACAUGGCAAGAAGUGAAGGUAAAAAUUGCAGCGCUAAGAACUCAAUUUGGAGUAGAACACAAUAAAGUAAAGACCUCAUCGAAGAGCGGUACUGGUACUGAUGAUAUUUAUGUCCCAUCACUGUGGUAUUACAAUAGCAUGUUAUUUUUACAAAAACAUAUAACACCCAGAAAAAGUAUUGAAACUCCUGUUUCACAGGUCAAUAGCAUUUAUAGAUAUUAA